This is a messenger RNA of Stegostoma tigrinum, 2539 nucleotides long. It is a transcript of the gene hand2, whose product is annotated as heart and neural crest derivatives expressed 2. Gene Ontology annotation, biological process: heart development; regulation of transcription by RNA polymerase II. The record is from RefSeq and is a predicted model, not a curated record. Bases 1256 to 1891 code for a protein of 211 amino acids. Gene Ontology annotation, molecular function: DNA-binding transcription factor activity, RNA polymerase II-specific; protein dimerization activity; RNA polymerase II transcription regulatory region sequence-specific DNA binding. The transcript has 3 exons. Lineage: Eukaryota; Metazoa; Chordata; Chondrichthyes; Orectolobiformes; Stegostomatidae.
UUACACAUUUUCAUUUCCAAAGAAAAAAUGUUGAUGAAAUGUUGUCGCUACAUGUGGAUUGCCCGGUCAUGCCUGCCCCUUGUCAUUCCCCACAUUGAUCUGAUCCAGGUUGCACCCCUACAAGGACAUUGUCUCGCCCAGUACAGAUUUAUUCACAGUCAUUCGAUUCCCUGCUUCCCUUCUCAAUUGACCAUUUCCUUGAAAUUCGUUGUAGGCCAGUUCAAUUGCGAUUAUUCCUCCAGCGAAAUCUUUUUAGCACGAGUUUAAAGUAUAUAUGUUGAGAUUGUGUGAGUUGGAAAUUGUUCCCUAUGUUGCUCACUGAAAGGACUCGUUAGUACAUCUGCAGUCACAGAGGAGCACAUCUCUCAAGAUGGAUACGAACAAUACAGUACCUGUUUACGAGAUUUUUUUUACACAUUGUUAAUUUCAUGAUGCUAAAGAAAUCGCAAGCCAAUCCAAAAGUGAGCCUGGGCAAUUAGAAAGGUAAACAGGCAGGAUAAGUUUUAAUGCCGGGACUGGGGAUCCUCCCCUUUCGUAUUUCCAUUGGUCACCGAGCUCUCUGACGACAUAUAUUAACCCAGGCGGCCCUAAAGAUGUAGCUGUACAUGGAGAUCGGAGAAUCUUGCAGUUCCUCAGCUUCGUCCUAACUGGAUCCUGAAGAUAUUGGAGCACGGUUAAUGAUCUUUUUGAUGGGGAUUUUUUUCCUCUCUCUGUCUCGUCUGUGUUUCUGCUUAUGUGUGUGAGAGAGACAGAGACCGAGGCUGAACCUUGUUUCUUCCCAAAUCCAUCUGAAGAGGAACCUCUACUUUUUGUUGCUCGUCUUGUUUUUGUGCGCUGUGUAUAUCUUGAUGCUUCUUGGUACUGGAGCCAUCACUAUUUUUGUUUUGGUCAAAAGAAGACUUUAUUCUUCCCCCUCCAAAGUGACAGUUAUUCAAUGCCAAGCAAACCAGCCGCAGAAUAGCUGCACAAUGGAGGAAGUUGACUGUAAGUAAAGCACCGCGAUAUUUAAAAGCCUAAAACAUCCUUCACUUGCAACUUGUUUGUUUGGGCAUUAUCGAGGCAAAAGGAGAACAAAACAGAACCAAAAAAAGGUGAAAUAUCUAAACAGAUACUUGCAAAAUAUUUUACACACUUUUGUGUGUGUGUGUAUGUGUGUGUUUCUGUGUGCGUGUCUUUCUCAAUUUUUUUUCCUACAAAUUGUGGAGAGGGAGAGAGAAGGAGAAAAGGACUGGGGAAGUCGCCUGAGACACGGAAGAUGAGUUUAGUUGGAGGAUUCCCUCAUCAUCCAGUGGUACACGAUGGCUAUCCUUUCGCCGCUGCAGCCGCCGCUGCAGCCGCGACCCGCUGUCACGAAGAGAGCCCGUACUUCCACGGCUGGCUCAUCAGCCACGCCGAGAUGUCUCCCCCCGACUACACAAUGGCGCCGUCCUACAGCCCCGAGUAUGCCAACGGCGGCGCGGGGCUCGACCACUCGUCGUACGGGGGGGUCUCGGCGGCGGCUGCGGCGGCGGUGGUGGGAGGCCGGCCGACGAAGCGCAGGGGAACGGCGAACCGCAAGGAGAGGCGCAGGACUCAGAGCAUCAACAGCGCCUUCGCCGAGCUCCGUGAGUGUAUUCCCAAUGUGCCGGCCGACACCAAGCUCUCCAAGAUCAAGACCCUGCGCUUGGCCACGAGCUACAUUGCCUACCUCAUGGACCUCUUGGCUAAAGAUGACCAGAAUGGGGAGACAGAGGCCUUCAAAGCGGAAAUCAAGAAGGUGGAUGUAAAGGAGGAGAAAAGGAAACGGGAACUGAAUGAGGUUCUGAAGAAUACAGUAAGCAGCAAUGACAAAAAGACGAAAGGAAGAACCGGCUGGCCACAACACGUCUGGGCUCUGGAGCUCAAACAGUGAAAGUUUGAACAUGAACUUUCGAAGAUGGGGGUAGACGAGACUUUUCAAAGUUGUUUCUUCCCCUGCUAGCCCACCCCAAAAGAAAAAGAAAACAAGCCCCUUCGCCCAAACUUUCGCAAGUCGACAGGAGCUCUCUAUUGUUCCGAAUCUACUCUUUAUUUAUGUGCAAUUUAUCCCAACCCAGAGAGAGCGGGAGAGAACGGAUCGGUGGAUGAGGGGAAAAAAAUUCACAUUCGGAACAGAAAAGCUGAGUGGGUAAGGGGUUGUAUUGUUUCAUAGUAGAUGUGAAUGGUUUGCUUUUUUUGUGUUGAAAAAUAUAGCACGCACAGACACACAAUCUUGAUAAGAAUUAUGUAUGUGAAGUGUAUCGUUGGGAGUGCCUUGUACAUCUUUGUUGGAUAUAAAUAUUCAAGGUCUUUUACCCCCACCCCUAACGUAAUUGGAACGAAGAGUAGGAGUGCCAAAAUGCAGUUUGCUCAUAUUAGAGUACAGUAUAUAGUAUUGUGUUGUGGUCAGACAGUAUUUCAUUCCAUAAUUUCCCAGUAAUUGUUUGACUUGUGCACUUCCGUUCAACAAGUGGAGAUUAAUAUUCGAGAUGUAAACGUUGUAAUUAUUGUCAAUAAAAAAACGCCUUUUUUAACAAAAGUA